Anoplophora glabripennis (Asian longhorned beetle) is the source of this 1182-nucleotide messenger RNA. RefSeq names its product beta-ureidopropionase-like. NCBI's taxonomy places the organism in Eukaryota, Metazoa, Arthropoda, Insecta, Coleoptera, Cerambycidae. The record is from RefSeq and is a predicted model, not a curated record. Gene Ontology annotation, molecular function: beta-ureidopropionase activity. Bases 1 to 1161 code for a protein of 386 amino acids. The transcript has 8 exons.
AUGUCCGAUUACAAAGAAUUUGAUGGAAUUGAUAGUGCUUUGACGCAAUUACCUAGAGAAGAUCUAGAAAAAAUUCGGAAGAUUAUAUACGGAAAAGAAACGCAUACAAUCGACGUGUCCGAUGAAUGCAAAGAACUGGCUUUUAAAUAUAACAUAGAAUUGGUGACAUGUGGAUUUAACUGCAAGGAAGAACAGCUAAGAAGUCCGAAGCUCAUCAGAGUCGCAGCGUUUCAACACAAACUGGUACCUUUUCCGACAUCCACCCCCAUUCAAGAAAUGAAAUAUGCCCUAUUUAAAUUUGCAAAUAAAGCGAUACGGAUAGCUGCUAGAGGUGGAGCCAAUAUAUUUUGUUUCCCGGAACUCUGGAAUAUGCCUUAUGCGUUCUGUACCAGAGAAAAAAACCCAUGGUGUGAAUACGCCGAAAGUGCAAAAACUGGACCAACAACAAAAAUGUUGCAAGAGUUAGCCAAAAUACAUAACAUGGUGAUAAUUUCUCCUAUUUUAGAAAGGGACGAUAUUUACAACGAUACUCUUUGGAACACAGCUGUUAUUAUAGAUAACCACGGAGAAUAUUUAGGAAAGUAUCGCAAAAACCACAUUUCCAGAAAUGCGUAUUUGAAUGAAUCUAUAUAUUACACUGAAGGAAAUGCAGGUCAUCCUGUAUUUGAGACUGAAUUUGGGAAUAUUGCUGUUUGCUUGGGAAGUUAUUAUCCUUUGAGCUGGCUAAUGUUUGGUUUGAAUGGAGCAGACAUAGUUUUCAAUCCAUCAGCAGUGGCAGGCGAAACCAGUGAGCCAUUGUGGGGCGUAGCAGCCAGGAAUGCUGCAAUAGCCAAUAGCUACUUCACUUGUGCGGUAAACAGAGCUGGAACGGAGGUAUUUGUAAAUGAUUUCACUACAGGAGACGGUAAACCACCCCACAGAGAAAGUGACUAUUUCUUUGGUUCCAGUUACAUCACCGCACCAAAUGGAACACGAUCACCUGGACUUUCUCGAACUUCAAAUGGUUUACUGAUAGCAGAAAUGGACUUGAAUUUAUGCAGACAAAUUAAGGACCAAUGGGGACUGCAAAUGACUCAGAGACUCGAGAUGUACGCCAAGUUGCUGUCUAAAGCUGCCCAGGUUAACUUUGUGCCUCAGAGAAUCCGGAAAAGUCAGGAUUGAAUUUUGAUACAGUAUCGUAGC